This is a messenger RNA of Bombus huntii, 1221 nucleotides long. RefSeq lists its product as uncharacterized. Lineage: Eukaryota; Metazoa; Arthropoda; Insecta; Hymenoptera; Apidae. The coding region runs from base 302 to 1057 and encodes 251 amino acids. The transcript is spliced from 5 exons. The record is from RefSeq and is a predicted model, not a curated record.
UAUGUAUUUACUUUGUUAAUGAAUCCAUGAGUAACACGAAGUGCCCGAUCGUACUCUUUACCCCAGCUUGUUAGCUUAAAGAUCGGGUCAAAAGCCAUCCACACAUUUAGAAAUCUUCUUUGCGAGAUGGAAGCUAAUCUGGAAGAGUUGAAGGAGGCAAUGGAAACGUUUGAUUCUUCGUUGUUUGAAAGAUGCCCUGUGCAUAAGAUGCCACACGAGGAGAAGAAUCGAUAAAUAAAAACGGAAGUUUUUUACGAUGUACAAAAUUUUUUAAGUGUCAUACACAUGUUAUCAAGAGGAAAUGGCUAUGUUGCUCACUACUCGUCACUGGGGAUCGGACGAAUCGUUUAGUUGCUUUAGCAAGACAUUCGUGAGCAAAUUCACAAAAUCACAAGAAAAGCCGAACAAUGACAAGUCAGUUUCGGCGUCCGAUCAUCUGCCUGAAGACAUUUCUCGGAAACAGACAGCGAAACGCAAUGCGUUGAAUGUUUCAUCGAAAAUUGCAAAAUCGAAGACGACUAAGGCCUACAAUGACAUCGUCUUGGAAUCUAGUCACGUAAAAGCAUCGGCACUUCUAUACGAAAUAACAGAUCGCACUAAUCAGUUAGCCCAACCACGUGUUCGAACCAUUGAAGAAAAGCUGACUCAGACACGGCCGAAUUCAGUACAGAUUCCGAAAGCAUCGUCACGUAUUAUUGAGCUUUCUAAGCCACGGAUUCCUUAUCAGUAUCCCCCUAAACCAAUUGGAUACGUCGCGCCUGGUGCUCUCACGGCCGUCGCCACUCAGCGUAUAAUUGAAUUAUCGAAACCAAAAAAGAAGCGGAGAUCGAAAGUGUCGAGCAAAAGAAAAUCAAAAUUGCAUAAUGAAAAGUCACGAAGUUACGUAAGGCGCGGUAAAAAGAAGUUGGAUCAUAAAUACACUGCGUUGCUUCGUCAUAAGAAUGAUCGAAAAAUGAGGAGCAAGAAGAGACAAUUGAAAACUUCAAACUCUGACAGGACCAUUAUCAUGGUUGGCUUGAAAUUGAAGGAUGAUAAGAAAACUCGUCGACAUUCCUGACUACUGAGAACGAAGCGUCAUGUUUUCUCACUGUCGUUCGCAGUUUCAUAACACAGUCGCUGUUUCUAAUUGUGCGUAAUGAAUUUUCCACCCGUAUGUAAUAUUUUAACGUCUACUUAUACAUGAUAAUAAGCGUUGUUAAAUCAGCGAAAUUUACAAACUAA